Molecule: messenger RNA, 3463 nt
Organism: Lineus longissimus
Lineage: Eukaryota; Metazoa; Nemertea; Pilidiophora; Heteronemertea; Lineidae
Product: lipoxygenase homology domain-containing protein 1-like
Exons: 14
Coding region: 214-2529 (771 amino acids)
Molecular function (GO): protein binding
Source: RefSeq, a predicted model, not a curated record
UUGUUAUUUUAUUCAUAAAUUUGGUUUUAAGAAACUGAGUUGUCGUAAUGCUAAUUGGCUCUUACUACUUUACGGUUCAAUUUGGUUACCAGGAUAAACAAUCAAUACCAAAAUGUUCAUUUAAAGUGACUGAAAUAACCUUGUUUUGUACUAAUUUGAUGCUCAAAUGUGUUGUUUGUAUUAGAUCUACAACAUAACAAAAAAUUGCCAAAAAUGGAUAUUCAUGGAUACUAUGGUUCCAUGUCUGUCUAUAAUCCAGAGGAGCGGACAAGAAUCAUUGACAGAACAAAAGCAGACAACCCCUACUCGAGCUCUGACCGCCGGGCCUACACUUGGGCGGAACCAUCAAAGAAGAGUCCACUCUACAGUGCCACAUUGCAGAACAUUUGCCGUCGAACUCAGAGCAACUUGGACCGACUUCUACCUACUGUCACAGUGAAUGAUGCUUGUCAUGAGUAUGGCAUUAAACACUGGCAUCCUGAAAGGAGAGCGGCUGCAGGCUCCAGGCCUCAAUCAGCUCAUGCAUUAAGUUCUCAUCCAGAGAGAGCAGUCAGGAAACAGCGGCCAUCUUGGCAAAAUCAUGACAUCAUGUUUACUAGUCGUGACACCUUGAACAGAGACGAAGGAAGUGUGACAUCUUCUACUGUGAGUUCAAGCACUCCGAUAAACUUUUGUUAUCUUUGCUCGACACUUGAAGAGCAUGAAGCUCAUAUGAAGAAGGAUCAAAUAAAGUGGGCUGAGAGCAAGGAAAAGCGUAGAGAAAGAAUCGUGAAGGCACAGACAAUGAGAUCGACUCGCCUCGGUUAUCAAGCGCCACCUGUUAUCCCAAUGAAGAAACAAGUGGAAGAAGCUAAAGAGCCAGAUGAGGUGUUGUUCAAGAUCACAGUCAAGACGGCUUAUAAGGAUAAUGCUGGAACAAAUGCACCUGUAUUUGUGACACUAUUUGGCAAAAUGAAUGAAGCAACACGUGAGCUGAAGAAAGGCAAAAAAGUCCAAAGUCAUGUCUUUGUCAAGGGAGCCAUAGACACAUUCUAUAUCAAGACUCCAGUUCUUGGCGAUUCUUUGAAAAUGGAUAUUUGGACACAAAGCGAUGGUAAUGAAAGACUUUUCUUGACAAUCCGUGAAAUCCUUGUGACAGACGUCAAAGCUAAGACAACAUGGUAUGGUGACUACCGAUCUCAUCCAGAGCCAGUCACCAUAGCAGAUAAUUUAGAGAAAAAACUUCGCGGCCCGACCAAAAUGAAACUGGUUGAGCUGGAGCUAGAAGAAGCAGAGUAUGAAAUAACUGUGAUAACGGGCAAGAAACGAGGUGCAGCAACUGAUGCCAAAGUCUCGAUUACACUGUAUGGCAAGAAGGGUGUUAGUGAAAAGCUGGAAUUGAGGGAUAAAACAAAGGAUUUAUUUGAGAAGGGAUCUACAGACCUGUUUCUAGUCACUCUCCCUGAAAGUCUGGGGCCCCUAAGCAAAGUCAGGAUUGAGCAUGAUAAUUCAGGAAUGAAUUCAAAUUGGUUUCUUGAUAAAGUCAUUGUGAAGAGUUUAGCCACUGACAAGUCCUAUGUCUUCGACUGCAAUGAUUGGCUGGCUACUGAUGAAGGCGAUGGAAAUCUCUACAGGUUCCUGAAAGUUAGGACAGGAAAGAUUGAUACUGGAAAGAAAAAUGUCAUGACAAAUUUCACCAUCAAUGUCACAACUGGAACCAAGAAGAAUGCAGGAACCGAUGCCAAGGUUUUUGUACAGAUUCUGGGAGACGAAGUCAGCACGGGGGAACUCUUCCUGGAAGCGUCCAAGGAACACUUUGAGAAGGGAAAAACGGAUACUUUCAGGCCGGGAAAUAUGAACAAAUUUGUGAUGCCCGCGAAAGACACUGGUAUGAUGAAGAAGCUACGUAUCUGGCAUGAUAAUGCUGGUCUUGCUGCUGGCUGGUAUCUUGAAAAGGUUGUUUUAGAGAGACGCAUACAGCGCCCAGAAAUGCAUGAGAUGCUUGUCCAGCAAGAAAAAGAAGGUCGACUACCACAUGGCAUAACACUCAAAAAUCUUGCCUUCACCCUUGAUAAAUACUUUGGGAAGAAAGAACCUGGUAUUGAGAAGAAGACAAAGAAGAAGAAGAGGAAGGAGACCUCAGAAUCUGAAGACUUGGAUGAUUACUUCGGAUUAGGCCGCAGUAAGAAGAAGAAAGAACUGGCAAAGAAAAAGCCUGAUAUGAAGAAGAAAGGAAAAGGGAAGAAAAAAGAGGACUCGAGUGACUCAGAUUCUGACGCGGAUGUAGGCAUGUUUGGUUUUAGGAAGAAAAUUGCCAAAAAAGCUCAAGUUGUAACUCCUGGGAGAUCGAGUAAUUCUGAUGAAGACAGUGAGAGUGAGGAGGACAUUGGCCGCAGUAGAAAAAUUCCAAUACCUUAUAUUGAGGAAUGUGAAUUCCUUUGCCAACGGUGGUUAGAUAAGAAAGAAGAUGAUAAGAAGACUGAACGUAUCUUAUCAGUCACCCAUAGGAAUUUGAAAACUAGGAUGAUGAACGUGAAAAUAGGGAAAUAGAACCAUUAAAGGGACAACCUGAUUGUGGGAUUUAGGUGGUUGGAGGGUAAUACCCCUGAUCACCUCCAUGCCCCUCAACAUCUAUGCUCAUCUCUAAAAAAUGAUUUUCGCUUGUGUUUGCAUAGACAUGGCUUGCGAGUUCCAGAUAGGCCUAUGGUACAUUUGGUUUGAUUGUACUGGCUAUUAUUUAUCCAUGUGCUCUUGACUUUGAUGCGGGUACUAUCAAGAAACUUCUCAAAAGGCAGUUCAAGUAAAAGCAAAGUCCAGAUACACAAAUCCAAGGCACUAUUAACAAAAGCUGUCCUCCCCAUUCUGACUUACACACUAUAAUCCUGUUAACACAAUAUUGGCACAAGACAGAAAAUGGUUUUUCUAUAGAUUCAUGUACUUGAUUGGGAACAACGUUUACAUAGUGUUGGCCAUCACCACGUCACGAUGCAUUGCAGCUCUGACGGUUUUACAUUACUGUAAUGUGACGUGACCCAACGUCUUCAUGAACGUUGUUCCCAAUCAAGUACAUGGAUCUAUAUAGUUUUGUGUCAGGUUUUAAAACAUCUUUUCACACUACCCAUCAUUGUCCAUCCAUUGCAUGUGCUUUUAACAUUGUCCCUUUUACAAUGUAGUGCCAAAAUUGAUUUCUAAAUCUUAACAAAACCUUCAUACUAGGCAUUACUAUUUAUGUUGUUUUUCUGUCCUGUGUAUUGGAAGAAGAAAAUGAUGAUGUAUAAAAGUUUAUUUAUAUUUAUUUUUUGAGGUCUAUGAAUAUAUUUUCAUGUAGGCAGCAUAAUCUAAAGCCUAAAGGGACAGCUUGGCCUUGGACGUGGAGCUGAAGUAAUGUUUCCUUUGAUAAAUUGAUGUUGACUUCUCUUGGCUGUGAUGAUGCUCGUAUGCACAAUUAAAUAACCUGAGAAGGUACCGGUGAAUGCUUGCCAAA